Messenger RNA from Choloepus didactylus (southern two-toed sloth), 2051 nucleotides. RefSeq names its product transmembrane protein 115 (gene TMEM115). The record is from RefSeq and is a predicted model, not a curated record. The transcript is spliced from 2 exons. Gene Ontology annotation, cellular component: Golgi apparatus; membrane. Bases 436 to 1491 code for a protein of 351 amino acids. Lineage: Eukaryota; Metazoa; Chordata; Mammalia; Pilosa; Megalonychidae. Gene Ontology annotation, biological process: retrograde vesicle-mediated transport, Golgi to endoplasmic reticulum.
GGCGCAGCGCCCCUGUUUGUCGGCGCCUGAGACGGGAGGAGGCUUCGCCGAAGCCAAGACCGAGGCGGAGCCGGAGCUGAACGGACUUUACUCAGGCCCAGAACGAGGCGCCAGUACCUUACGGACCGCGGGGCCCUGGGGUGGAUGGAAGAGGCCGAGCACUGAGAUCAACGCCGGCCCGGCCGGCCUGGCGCUGGGCCCACAGGGUGGGUAGGCAGGCAGGCGUGCCGAAGCCGCCCAGGGCCUUCCCUCAGGUCCCAGGCCCUCGGGACCCGAGUCCGACACCAGACCUGAAGUGGAACCCCCACCCAAAGCUAUAGGCCAGUGACUAGGCCGGGUCCGGGCCUCCCGACGGGGCCGGACUGGAACGAGGCCCCGGGGAGGCCCCUAGCUCACCAGACCCUCCCCCUCCUCCGGCCGACGCCCUUCGGGAAGAUGCAGCGCGCCCUACCGGGCGCCCGCCAGCACUUGGGGGCCAUCCUGGCCAGCGCCAGCGUGGUGGUGAAGGCCCUGUGCGCCGCGGUGCUGUUUCUCUACCUGCUCUCCUUCGCCGUGGACACAGGCUGCCUGGCAGUCACCCCGGGCUACCUCUUUCCGCCCAACUUCUGGGUCUGGACCCUGGCCACCCAUGGGCUGAUGGAGCAGCACGUGUGGGAUGUGGCCAUAAGCCUGGCCACAGUGGUGGUGGCCGGCCGUUUGCUGGAGCCCCUCUGGGGGGCCUUGGAACUGCUCAUCUUUUUCUCAGUGGUCAACGUGUCUGUGGGGCUGCUGGGGGCGUUCGCCUACCUCCUCACCUACAUGACUUCCUUCAACUUGGACUACCUGUUCACUGUCCGCAUCCAUGGCACCCUGGGCUUCCUAGGUGGUGUCCUCGUGGCACUCAAGCAGACCAUGGGGGACUGUGUAGUGCUGCGGGUACCCCAGGUGCGCGUCAGCGUGGUGCCCAUGCUGCUGCUGGCGCUGCUACUGCUGCUGCGGCUCGCCACACUGCUCCAGAACCCGGCUCUGGCCUCCUAUGGCUUUGGGCUGCUUUCCAGUUGGGUGUACCUUCGCUUCUACCAGCGCCACAGCCGGGGCCGAGGGGACAUGGCCGACCACUUUGCUUUCGCCACCUUCUUCCCUGAGAUCCUGCAGCCUGUGGUGGGGCUGUUGGCAAACUUGGUGCACGGUCUCUUGGUGAAGGUAAAGAUAUGCCAGAAGACAGUGAAGCGCUAUGACGUGGGUGCCCCGUCCUCCAUUACCAUCAGUCUCCCAGGCACAGACCCUCAGGAUGCCGAGCGGAGAAGGCAACUGGCCCUCAAGGCCCUCAAUGAGCGACUGAAGAGAGUGGAGGACCAGUCAGUCUGGCCUAGUAUGGACGACGAUGAAGAGGAGGCCAGGGCCAAGAUGGACAGGCCCCUGCCCUCAGACAAAGCCCCCACACCCCCAGGGAAGGGGGCCACCCCGGAAUCCAGCCUAAUCACCUUUGAGGCAGUUCCCCCGAAGCUGUAACUCCAGACCAUUCUGAGGGCAGCACCUUCUCUCCCACACCCCCCUUGCCAUCCCCUCAUCUACUCUAGGGCACCAACUGCUCUGAGGGGAGGGAAGAAGGCCUGCUGGGAGUUUCCAUGGCCUUCUGCUGUUUCUCACCAACACUACCCAGACCUCUUGCUACCUGGUUCCAACUCAAGACAACCACUAUGCCAGGCAUGGAGUCUCGGAGGCAUCAGCUAGUCCAUGUCCCAAUCUGAGGUAAGACUGUGCCUCAGCAGGCAGCCCCAAGCAAGUGACUGCAGGGACACUUGCCACAGCUCCUGGGCCGGCCCUCAUGCCUAAAAUUGGUUGCCAAGAGCCCUGAGCCAAGGCAAAGAUUUGCCAAAAAUAUUCUGGGAGCACAGGCAGUGCACCCCCAAAAAGACUGUGUUCAUGUCAGGAUUUCUGCUUCCCUCUACUGUGGCUGUGGCUGCUUCUGGGGUGGGACAGCCACAGCUCCCAGGUGUUUUCUACAGGACCACUUGAGCAGGCAGCCAAGCCAGCCUUGCAGUAUCAAUAAAGCAGUUCUUUGAGAUGUG